Messenger RNA from Pieris brassicae (large cabbage white), 2369 nucleotides. RefSeq lists its product as uncharacterized. The transcript has 2 exons. Lineage: Eukaryota; Metazoa; Arthropoda; Insecta; Lepidoptera; Pieridae. The record is from RefSeq and is a predicted model, not a curated record. The coding region runs from base 119 to 574 and encodes 151 amino acids.
AGUUUUCUGUUUUAGUCCGCGUGCACUAACCAUACUGAGCGGUCAUUUAGUGCUCACUAUUUUCGUUCACAAUACGUCUCGUGUUAUAAGUGCCUGUGAUUUGUGAUUAACUGUACGGAUGACUGAUAUUUCUAUAUCCUUUCUGGUGGACCGUGAAAAGCAAGGAGGCGUGAUGGAAAGUUGCUAUAAAUUGUACACAUGGAUCAACCAUACUUUAUUGAUGCUAUUAAUGCAAAUACUAUGGAAAAUAAGCCAAAUUUCCAACUAUUUUAAACAAAAAUCCGUUGAAGAAAAUAAGUCGGAAAGAACAUUCGUCUUAACACCUCUCACCAGAGACUACAAAUUUAGAAGACACAUACGUUCAAUGUCGGAUGUCCAAAACAGUACUCCUUACAGGAUCCCUUACCGGUCUAAGAAAAACUUCUCACUCACCUACGACUCCGACACUAGGUCGAGGAGAUUGCCCUACUGUCUACCAUUCGACUCGUCAGAUUCUAGUGAUUUCUGCGAAUUACCAAAAAGAAGUAUAGAAUACGAGAUCUUAAAGCAUUCGGACUCAAUGCGCGUAUUAUAAGAUCUGUGGAUUUGCUGACCGCACAAAUGUUACCAGCACAAGAAAAUGUUAGAAGUCUAACAUGCUUAUAUUUUGGACUACAGGCGUAGUUCUAACUGGAAUGCGAAUGUUUCAUUUUAAUUACGUCCAGGCGGACAAGAUGCCGGCAAGAAAAAUAGAUUUCUCUGACAAUUUUGACAAUUGACAUAAAAGUCAAGCACGAUGUGAAUAUGAAACUACAUAGUGUUGUUAUUUGGAUCAUAAUUUUAUUAAUUUUCACUUGUUUUAUAGCACUGCGAACAGCCCAUAACUUCUUUUACAAGUAAUAUAUGACGACAAUCUUAGUAAAAAUGCUAGAAAUUAUAGAUUUUAUUAAUCAUAUUUCUUGGCAGUCCUACUUAUUUUCGUUAAAAGAUUAACACUUAAAGUCAUCCGACAGAUAGAUUAUAGUAGUUUCUCACUUUACAACUCUCUUUCCGCACAUAACUGUAAUGCUAAAACGCUAUAAUAGCAAAACUCUUUUUAAUAAAGAAAUAUUAAUGCUCCUCUAUAUAAUAUUUUGUUAAAUUUAACCUUUAGAAAUCGUUGACCUCGUUAUCGAUUAACGCAUACAAGCUUCAAAGAGAAUUUAUCUAUAGAACCUAAAAUAGUUAUCAGUUGAUAAAAAUCCUAAUUAUCUCUUCAUUGGAACUAUGACAGAUAAGCUUUUAAUUUUCUAAUGUAAUGUAAAUUUAAAUUAUUCUGGUGUUUGUGAGUUUAAAAAUCUAAAAAAAACUUCAUUUUCAAGGCAAAGGAAAAUAAAAAAUGCAUUAACACAGACUAUAUAAUACACAGCUGUAGGUUGUCAUUACUUAUGGUAAACAUAAUAAAUCUUAAUUUGUCUUGAAGCUGUUUUAUUAUUGUUUAGAACAUACAAGUAAUCUGUUCAUGCUCGACUAAUUACGUUUAUUGUUAAGCUUUUCUUAAACUUUUGUGUUGGUUAAUGUGUCCAAUUACUACUAAUAACUAACCUAAGUGAUUAAAUGAGACUGUGAUCGUGUUAGGAAAAUAACUGUAAUUAUUUAAACGUAAGAAAGGAUAUAGUUAAGUUAAUUAUUAAGUAUAAUUUUAUAUGUAUAAACGGAUAAUAUGCCAUAACAUGUCCUAAUUCUUCAUUUUAUUUGGGGCUAAGAAGACUGUAUCUAAUGUACGAAAUCUGUAAUGAUUUUUAAUCAAUUUAAAAUUAUAUAAAAGCCCUACCUCGAUUUAAUUCAGUAAAAGUUAUCAUCUUUAUAAUAUAUAUUAUGAUUUAAAAUAUGUACGUUAAAGCACUUGAAUAAAGUCGCUCACUUAUUUUGUGUGUGGGUCUAGUUUUCCAUGUUUGAUAAAUUAUUUAUAACGUAUUGUAUCAAAAUAAUAGUUUUUGAAAAUGUGAAAUUUUAAUCAGAUAAAUUUAUCAAAGUCUUAAUACUUUAAUUACACUUAUUAAACCGUUCAUAAAAAUACUACAAUUAAUAUAUACCCCCAUAAAUUAACAAUAAAAUUUGAACAAAAGCAACCAUUCUUGUGAUAAGUUAUUUUGUUUUUGUUCUGACUGGACAAUAUUAUGCCAUAAAUAUUUUCAAUUUAUUUUGUACACGAUUUAUGAAAUAAAGAAUAUAUUCAAAAUUAUUAUUAAUUAAACGGUAUUCACAGCAUCUAUGGUAGGUAUUGAGAUAAUAUUGAUACCUGUGACAGUAGGUAUAAACAGAAGCGUUGAUACCUAAAAUCUAACACAAUGACUAAUUACUUUGAAGGUAAACAACAUUUGUGAAAAUAAAUUUAUUUUAUAAUUUGA